AUGCAAAAGGCUGAUGAGAAGGUAGUGUUGCCACCUGAUUACAUAUUACUUGGGACAAAGAUUGCCAAGAAAUUUCCCUAUAUGAAGGCUGAUGAGUGGAAGUCUGGGUGCCUUGUAUACUCUUCUGUAGUUCUAAGGGAUGUGUUGUUAUUGUCAGAGUUCAAUAACUGGAUAGAGUUUGUUAAUGCAUGUAGAUACUUCACCAAGCCUAGUGUUUCCAAAGAAGACAUUGAGAAAGGACACAAAUGCUUAGAAGAAUUCUGUAAAGGGUGUGAGACAUUGUACGACCUGGACCUUCUCUCUCCUAAUAUGCACUUGCAUCUGCACUUACACCAAACAAUGAUUGAAUUUGGACCCAUCUAUGGCUAUUAG
This is a messenger RNA of Phycomyces blakesleeanus NRRL 1555(-), 372 nucleotides long. RefSeq lists its product as hypothetical. The transcript has a single exon. The record is from RefSeq and is a predicted model, not a curated record. The coding region runs from base 1 to 372 and encodes 123 amino acids. Lineage: Eukaryota; Fungi; Mucoromycota; Mucoromycetes; Mucorales; Phycomycetaceae.